AUGGGGCUCCCCGCCCUGGAGUUCAGCGACUGCUGCCUGGACAGCCCCCAGUUUCGGGAGACGCUCAAGUCCCACGAAGCCGAGCUGGACAAGACCAACAAGUUCAUCAAGGAGCUGAUCAAGGAUGGGAAAACCCUCAUCGUCGCGCUGAAGAAUCUCUCUUCAGCCAAGCGGAAAUUUGCUGAUUCUCUAAAUGAGUUUAAAUUCCAGUGCAUAGGCGAUGCAGAAACAGAUGAUGAGAUCUGCAUAGCAAAGUCUCUGCAAGAAUUUGCCACUGUCCUCAGGAAUCUGGAAGAUGAGCGGUUAAGGAUGAUUGAGAACGCCAGCGAGGUGCUCAUAACCCCACUGGAGAAGUUCCGCAAGGAGCAGAUUGGGGCUGCCAAGGAUGCCAAGAAGAAGUAUGACAAGGAGACCGAGAAAUAUUGUGGUGUUUUGGAGAAACACCUGAAUUUGUCUUCCAAAAAGAAGGAAGCCCAGCUUCAUGAGGCAGAUAGCCAGGUGGACCUGGUCCGGCAGCAUUUUUAUGAAGUCUCCUUGGAAUAUGUCUUCAAGGUGCAGGAAGUCCAAGAGAGGAAGAUGUUUGAAUUUGUGGAACCACUGCUGGCUUUCCUGCAAGGACUCUUCACUUUCUAUCAUCAUGGCUAUGAGCUUGCCAAGGACUUCAAUGACUUCAAGACACAGCUGACAAUUAGCAUCCAGAAUACAAGGAAUCGCUUUGAAGGCACCAGGUCGGAGGUGGAGUCGCUGAUGAAGAAGAUGAAAGAGAAUCCCCAUGAGCACAAGAAUAUCAACCCCAAUACCAUGGAGGGAUACCUGUAUGUGCAAGAGAAACGUCACUUUGGGACAUCUUGGGUCAAGCACUACUGUACAUACACACGGGAAUCUAAACGGAUCACCAUGGUUCCAUUCGACCAGAAAUCAGGAGGAAAGGGGGGGGAAGAUGAAUCAAUAACCCUCAAAUCCUGCAUCCGGAGGAAAACGGAUUCUAUCGAGAAGAGGUUCUGCUUUGAUGUGGAAGCUGUAGACAGGCUAGGCAUCAUUACCAUGCAGGCGAUAUCUGAAGAGGACAGAAGAUUGUGGAUGGAAGCCAUGGACGGCCGAGAACCGGUCUACAAUUCGAACAAAGACAAUCAGAGUGAAGGAACUGCCCAGUUGGACAACAUUGGCUUUAGCAUCAUCAGGAAAUGCAUACACGCUGUUGAAACCAGAGGAAUCAACGAGCAAGGGCUCUAUCGGAUUGUCGGCGUCAACUCCCGAGUUCAGAAGCUGCUCAAUGUUUUGAUGGAUCCCAAAACAACCUCCGAAAUAGAAGUGGAUAUCAGUGCAGAGUGGGAGAUCAAGACCAUAACCAGUGCCCUGAAGACUUACCUGAGAAUGCUCCCUGGCCCCCUCAUGAUGUACCAGUUUCAAAGAAGCUUCAUCAAAGCAGCAAAGUUGGAGAACCAAGAGUCUCGAGUCUCCGAGAUCCACACCCUCGUUCAUCGGCUCCCGGAGAAAAACCGGCAGAUGCUGCAGUUGCUCAUGAACCAUUUGGCCAACGUUGCUAAUAACCAUAAGCAGAAUUUAAUGACUGUGGCCAACUUGGGUGUGGUGUUUGGCCCCACACUGCUACGACCACAAGAAGAAACAGUGGCAGCCAUCAUGGAUAUCAAGUUCCAGAAUAUUGUCAUUGAGAUCCUGAUCGAAAACCACGACAAGAUAUUUAACACCGUGCCCGAGAUGCCUCAGACAAAUGCGCUCUUGCAUUUGUCUCGGAAGAGAAGCAAUGACUCAAAGCCACCAUCUUGCAGUGAAAGACCCUUAACACUUUUUCCCACAGGCCAGUCCACCGAAAAACAGGAGCAGAGGAACAGUAUCAUUGACUCUAGCCUGGAAUCUGUCAUUUCCUCCAAUGCCAACAGCAUCCUGAACUCCAACAGCACCCUCCAACCCAACCUAACCUCAGGUGACCCCGACUUGCCAGCAGUCAAACCCACCAGACCCAACUCACUCCCUCAGAAUCCAAGCCCAACUUCACCCCUCUCACCAUCCUGGCCCAUGUUCUCCGCGCCAUCCAGCCCUAUGCCCACUUCAUCUACGUCCAGCGACUCAUCCCCCAUCAGCUCACCACCCCGGAAAGCAAAAGCCUUGUACGCCUGCCAGGCAGAACAUGACUCGGAGCUGUCCUUCACAGCAGGCACCAUCUUUGACAAUGUUCAUCCAUCUCAGGAACCAGGAUGGUUGGAAGGAACCCUGAACGGAAAGACAGGACUGAUCCCUCAAAACUACGUGGAGUUCCUUUAACUCUGGGCCCCGGGAAGACCCCAGCCGAGCUUUACAUGGUAUCCAUGACAACUGCUGAUCAGUGUUGUAGAUUAUUGCUUUUCACCACUGGGAAACGCAAGGCGAAGUACUGUCCGACUACCUGUUGAAAUGAAUGUUUCUGUGAUUUCUGGUGUUACCUGUCUCCAUUAAGUCAUCUUUGGUGGUGGAUGACGAGGUUGCAGGAGUGAAUGGGGAGCAGAUUUGUAACUGGCCGGGGAGACAGUGGUGGCGCCUGCAUUUCGGCAACGCUGGGGAAAGACAGGCACAUUGGGCUGAGUAGCCGGGAUCUCAACUUGGAGCCAUUAGAGGGCCCUUUGGGCCAAGGGUGGGGCCCGGUUUGAGAGGUCAUCCCAAAGAGCUAGCUCCCCAAAUGACUGAGGGCUGAGUCCAGUUUUCCAGCAGGGACCUCUCUCUAGCGGCAGCCCUGUCUCUUGCUUUGUUUACAGCAAACCUUUCCCACUCUGUACAACCCUAGCCUGCUUCCCAGACAAGGAUUUUUGCCUGAUUGGCACUCAGGGGUGACAAAGGGUUAAGGCAUUGUUUACAUAAUAUCAAACCACUGACCAUCUCUGUGGCUUCUUUUUGCCCAUCCUCAGCAGAUUUCCGAUCACUCCUCCCGCACGCAGGCACUCACGGCAGAGACCUCUCUGCUGCCUCUGUGCCCGAGGGCCUCCAUCACCUGGUAACCACAGCAACCCAGACUGCUACAAAAGAAAACAACAGAAAAAAACACACUCUCUCUCCAUGUACCUUGUUCCCCCCACCCCCCAUUCUGGUUCGAGUCUGUUUCCUAAUGGCCAAAACAGCCAAAGAGCGGGCAGUGGGGAGCUGGAGGAAGAGGAGGGGUCUGAAAUCUGAAGGGCCUCCACAGUGUGGUUGUGAGAAUAGCAGAGAGGCUCUCUGCCCUCUGUUCUCUGGGCAUUGCCAAUAGGAAAAUAUAUCUGGAGCAAGCCUUCUUACCCUUUGAGAAUGUACUGCUGCCAGGAAAAAACAUCUGGGCUUCUGGUGUCGUCUUUUUUUUUUUCCCCUGCCGGGAAGAUGUCACUUUUAGUAGAUAACAAGCACUUGGCUGCCUCGCAUCGCAUCCUGUCUUCCUGCCUCCUUCUCCUCCUCCUCCUCCCCUGCAGACCCUUCCCGCAUUGCCCCCCGCUCUCCACACUGUAGAAGAAGAGCCCGCCAUGGUCCUGUGUCCAAACCCGCAGCAGGGUCCUCGGCCAUUGCAGGUCAUGGUUGGCACUGCCCUGCCAGCCCUGUUGGAGGGUCAGAUGUGGUGCCUGGGCCAAGCACUUAGACCAAGGAAGUCCCCACGGUGAGGCCAGUUGGAAUUCUGAAAUCACCAAGGGCGGAGGCCUGAAGGCUGUCCCGCAAACCUCCAGAGCCUUGGUGGAAGGGACAGCAGGGUCCUGUGGACCUCAUUGGAUGCAGGACUCCAGACUCCUGGGGGUGGAAGAGUGUCCCUUUUGCCCCUCCUUGCCCUAGAAGGACUUAAGGAUGCAGAAUCCCAGCUCCCCCCCCCCAUUUCAGGAACAUCUGGGGCUCUUCCCCUCUGCCGUCCCGGGUGCCCAGGGCUCUUUCUGAGGGAAUUAACAUUUUAUAGAUACGCAUAUAUAUAUAUGAAAGAGUUGUUGAGUUUCCGUACACUUCUUUAAUGAAGAAUUAACAUGUAAAUAAUAGGCAAAUCUGAAAUGCUAUGUGAUAAAGUUUUAUAUUUGAUACUUUUUAGCUGGGCUAGAGUGAGCUAGCUGCUCAACUCCUUUACAGCUUGUUCGGUGAGAGAGAGUGCGAGUGCAAGAUGAGUGAGAGGCAGAAGGUAAGCACUGAAUGGCUUAGGGGUCCCAUCUCACUCUUCUCCCACCUCCCCUCCACAGUACUUACCUCGUGGAGGGGGGUUCUCCCUUUUAUUGUUAAGCACUUCUAGGGCCCCAGUGGUGGAAGAGGGAGGAGGUGCCUGGGCUGAUUGGAUGUUGUUUGUAAGUCUGGGUACUGAGAGUGGGACAGCACCAGCGUGGAUAUCAGCCCGGAGUUUUUAAUUAUUUUCAUUCUUGUGGUGUUUCUCUCCACUACAUCCUGGGUUUGGGCCUGACCCCAUCACCCUCCUCUUCCCUCUGUGGUCCUGAAACUUCCAUUCCACCCGGAGGGAAUUCCCCCUAGGAAUCUGGGACUGGAUUGCGUAGGAUUUUAUAGGAUUAGGGACUGUGGAUCCCAGUCACCUUUUACCUCUGAAAACUGUGAAGGCCAUAAACUUGGGAUCUUGGAAUCUUACCUGUCUCUUUUCUCCACACCCCACCUCCCACCCUGUCCAGUCUCCCACCCCCCCCCACACACACCUCCUGCACCCAGCCUGUUCAGCCCUGAGUACCCAGAAGUAGGGGUGGUUCACCACAGACCCCUUUACCUGAGAGCCAUUAGUCCUUUGGGUGAUUUAAUGUUUACAGGCCAGGGUACGAAGGUAAAGAACAGUUCACAUAGUGCCCAAUUUUCCAUGCUAUUUUGCUAAUCCUUCAGUCUCACAGCCGCGGUCUCUCAGAGCCCUAGGAAGUCACUGCUUCAGCAGAGGGCAAGACUUCUGAAUAAGAGAAGGAUCGAGAGCUGCAGGAGAGGGGUAAGCAGUCACCAAGCAUGAUAAGGUGGGUGUCCCUGGGCUCUUGGAGAAGGACUGAGGGAUUCCAGAGCCUGCCCAAUCAAGGAAGUGGCAAGGCAUGCCAUCUGGGAAUGCCCACCCAAGCGUAGAUUCUGGGACUUAAAUGAAUUGGAAAAUGACUUCUGCGUUCAAAGUUUGCCAUCGCAGGGCUGAGCUAGUGGCCCUGAGAGCAGCUCUGCUGUAUUCAGUCCCCUAAUGACCCUGUCCCACCUCCCACUAAAACCAGUGCACUCGAGUUGACCAAAUUUCCCUCUGUUUUAGUGUUUGAGUGAGACUGGCAUCUACACAGGCCCUUCGGGGUGAGAGGGGGCUGAGCUACCUGGAGAGCAUAGCUUCCGAGAGAGCCGUGGUUCCGUAGACCCUCAUCAGUUCCUCAAAGAGGUUGGGUUUAGGCUUUUCUCAAUCUGUGCUCAUCUAAAGAACUUCCGAAAGGGUGAUGAAGGGGCAGUCUGAAAGCUAACCUCAUUUUAGGCUUUUUGAGGAUUGAGCUGUGAUGAGGGGAGACCCCUAAACCCUGGCUCUGCCCCCACAUCCAAGGGAAAGGUGGGUCUUCCCCAUGGUUUGGGACAACACAUCUUCUUCCCCAAGGAAAGAACGUUGCUCGGUGUCUUUACCACAUGCCAGGAAAUGGGACAAUUCCAGUAACUUCUUAAGUCAGGGUGUCUGUGAGUGAAGAGAGCAUUCACUCACAAAGAGGAUUCAGCUGUUAUUUCAGGGCCCAGGAGAACAGGGUUUAGAACAUUCACCCUCCUAGUUCAUGUUGAGGAAAGUGACACUCAGCUCUGCUUUACUUUCCGGGAAUUUAUCCCUCGGGUCGCCAUGCUUCAUCACCCAGCCCAGGGAGGCUUAACUGUCCGUGAUCACCAUUGGCACUGAACUUUUUCAGGGGGCACUGAACUUUUUCAGCCCCACAGGGAAGACCCAAAGCCAUUAUUUCUCAGGCAGUCAAAUGCUGGGGGUUCUAGGCACACACACCAAGACUGUCUCCACAGCCCGUGGGACCAACAGAUCAGGCAUAUGUAGACAUGUGGCCGAUGUACAUGUGUGAGCAUGGAUGGUGUGUGUAUGUGUGUUUGUACAUUCAGUAUAGGUGCUCACAUGUACACAGACAUUCUUGAAUCUGUCGUUGUCUAGCCAUUAUAGAGUUUGAGAUCUGUGGGGGAAGAAUUUAAGGAAGGAGAGGGGCCAUUGAGUAGCUAUAAAAAUGAUUGACGGUGUAAAUUAAGUGCCAUUUUAAACGCUUUGUUCUUAUUUAUCGAUAUUUGCUCUCUGCAGCUGAGUUCUCUAUCAUCUUAUUAAAAGCCGUAUUCAGAAACACCCACUAGCUGUGCUUAGCAUCUAAGGCUAAGUGACCAGAUUCAAAGAGCUGUCGAUAUUUUCUCGGCAAAAUAUGUGCAUGUUUAAUUCCUAAUUUAGGCUACUUCUGAAUGUGUUUUAAAGUGCUGUAUGGUGUAAUAAAUAUUAAUAAAGUACUUACAAAUGGCACCUUAAUGUUCAAAAUUUCACAAUAUAUUGCACUAUUUUAAACUUCAACCCAGUAUUUGGUCGUGACUGGUGUGUAGGUUCCAGUACAGUAAUUCAAGUAUAAUCUGUGGAUAGGGUGUAAUCGUUGUUUUUCCAGGUUCAAGCAAAACCAGUUUUGCCAAGUGUGGGCUUUUUUUUAAGUGUGCUAUUGCUUUAUCCGGCGGCAUUUACAAAGACUUUGCGAUUUUUGUCCAAGCGGCCUUGAGACCUUUGCUCCUGUUCUUUGGUUUGGUUUGUGUGACAAUCCAGUGAAAUGAGUGGAAGUAUGAUUUUUGAAUUAAAUGAAUUUUCCAUUCGG
Tachyglossus aculeatus (Australian echidna) is the source of this 6767-nucleotide messenger RNA. It is a transcript of the gene ARHGAP26, whose product is annotated as Rho GTPase activating protein 26. The record is from RefSeq and is a predicted model, not a curated record. Gene Ontology annotation, biological process: signal transduction. Gene Ontology annotation, cellular component: cytoplasm. Lineage: Eukaryota; Metazoa; Chordata; Mammalia; Monotremata; Tachyglossidae. The transcript has 23 exons. Bases 1 to 2283 code for a protein of 760 amino acids. Gene Ontology annotation, molecular function: protein binding; GTPase activator activity.